Cyprinodon tularosa is the source of this 1894-nucleotide messenger RNA. RefSeq lists its product as uncharacterized. The transcript has 3 exons. Lineage: Eukaryota; Metazoa; Chordata; Actinopteri; Cyprinodontiformes; Cyprinodontidae. Gene Ontology annotation, molecular function: nucleic acid binding. Bases 137 to 1411 code for a protein of 424 amino acids. The record is from RefSeq and is a predicted model, not a curated record.
AACUGCAAAUCAGAAAGCUACAACUGUCGCCAAGUGUCUCUGGGAUAAUUUCCUCGUGCAUUAUGGAAUACCAGAGCGGCUUCUGAGUGACCAAGGUGCAGACUUCGAAUCAAAGAUCAUUAAAGAACUUUGUGAAAUGGCUGGAAUCAAUAAAGUCCGAACCACUCCUUACCACCCAAGAGGAAACCCUGUUGAGCGGUUCAACAGAACUUUACUAGACAUGUUGGGAACUCUAACUGAUCGGGAAAAGUGUCACUGGAAAGAGUUUGUAAAACCCCUGGUGCACGCUUACAACUGCACCAAGAAUGACUCUACUGGGUUCUCACCAUACGAACUGAUGUUCGGCCGUCAACCGAGGCUUCCUGUUGAUCUAGCCUUUGGACUACCAUUGACUGAUGAUGAGCCUGAAUCUCAUUCCCAAUACGUUCAGAAACUAAAAUCUCAUCUUGAAGACAGUUAUAAACUGGCAAUCAACAACUCAAAGAAACUAAUGGAACGAAACAAACUGCGCUUCGACCGCCAUAUAACUGCUUCUGAACUGGCUAUUGGGGACAGAGUUCUGGUGAGAAAUGUACGGUUAAGGGGUAAACACAAGCUGGCUGACAAAUGGGAACGUGAAAUAUACAUUGUAACAAAGAAAGCAGAAAACCUUCCAGUGUAUACAGUGAGACCUGAAGGUAAAGAAAAACCUUUAAGGACUCUACAUCGAGACCUACUGCUGCCAUGUGGAUACUUGUCUGCAACAGUACCUAAGAAACCUGAAAACAAUGCUAGAAAGCCUCACCCCUCUUCUCCAACAGAUUCUGUUGAAGAUAUGGAGGAUGAUUAUGACGAUGACUUAGUUCUGCAUAUACCUGUUAUGCCUGAACCAUUGAAAUUCUCUACUGUUAUUGAAAUCCCGCCUAACCCACAGUCUUCUCGUACAACUGAAUUGCCUGUUAAUCCUGAGAAUACUGAACCUGCAACUAUGGAAACAGAACCUUCCACAAUGGAACCUGAGCCUUCAGCUGCAGAGGAUGCAGUGGAAGUCGUCCCUGACCACAGUGAGGUUCAACCUGAUGAGACUAUGCCUGUUGAAGCCUCCUGUCCAGAAGAAAACUCGCCUUCUUUGGAGCCCUCCAGCGAAGACCUAGGAAGUGACCCACCUGAACAUACUGAACCAACCUUUCACCGUCCAGUCCGUAAAAGGAAUCCACCAGAUAGACUCCAAUAUUCUAAACCUGGCCAUCAGCUCAUGAAAAGCAUCCAAAGCCUUUUCCAUGGGUUGAGCUCCAUGUUCACCGUCGCCCUUCUGGAGGACAAAGAAGAUGUGGUCUUUGGAUCGCAUCAGCCAGUCAUCGAAUGUCAGCCGAGUCCAUGUCCGAGGACGUACAUGAGAAAAGGGGGGGAAAGUGUAACCCACAGCACAUAAGGCCCUACUUCCGGGUUCAAUCUGAGUAGUGCGCCCUGUCCCUUUAAAAAGGGGCGGAUCCCUGACCCAAACAGAUUGCUCCACAGAUGCUACAGCCAACGCUGCUCCCAGCUGCUCCUCGCUGUGGCUUCUCUGUUUUUGAAAAAAAACCCGCCUUGACACUCCACCGCUGCUUAAUUUACUCUGAUGCCUUCACUAUAGAUCACUUUAGCUUCUUACAACUCGAUUUACAACUCAUAACCUGGUGGACAUUCCCUAUAUCCUCUCCCAAAUCAUCUACUCAUCGGUGAGUUAAAAUAUAUUAUUUUUAUUCCUUAUUUUGAGUUUGUGAUGCUGCAGUACACCGGUUGCAUGCUACGCUAACAGGGGUAGUUAAUAUAGCUCCCAGACACGCCCACAGCUUCACUCAGACUUUAUUUUUUUUAUUAAUUCAGAGGGAAACUUUUCCCCAACCAAGAAGCAGUAAGAUUUUUCCCAAGCAGU